AUGAUGCCCGUCGAAGGGCGCAGCAAAGAGAUCCUGAUCGUCGCCGUCGUGUGCAUGUCCGUGUCGUUCAUCACCGUGUGCCUGCGCUCGUACGUGCGACUGCGACUGAUCAAGGCGUUCGGAUGGGACGACGGGUUGAUGGUGAUUGCUACGUUAUUGAACAUAUUCCUGACGGUCUGCGCCAUCGUCGGCGCCAAGGAAGGCAUCGGUCGCAAAUUGACCGACUUCCGGAGUAUGGACGACCUGCACCGCGCCAUGCUUUGGUGGUGGCUCGGCCAACUCAUCUACAUGUGGGCCUCAGGCGUGGCCAAGGUGUCGAUCGCGCUCGCCCUGCUCCGCCUGACGGUGCGCCAAUCCCACCGGAUCAUCCUGUGGACGGCCAUCUGCGCCUCGGUGACGGUGGGGCUGGUCUUCUGGUUCUUCAUGGUGCUGCAAUGCCACCCGGUCUCGGAGUUCUGGGAGCGCACCGGCCGGGGCCAGUGUCUGGACACCUCGGUGCUGCUGGCCGUCGCCUACGUGUACAGCAGUAUCUGCGCGGCGUGCGACCUGGCGUUGGGCCUGCUGCCGAUACUGCUGGUGCGCAAGCUGCAGAUCAACCCGCGGACGAAGAUCGCGCUGGGCGCGACGUUGAGUAUGGGUUGCGUUGCAUGUCUGGCUCUAAUCAUCCGCAUCCCCUUCCUACCAAGUUACAAGGACCUGGACUUUCUAUACUCGACCUACCAAAUCGACCUCUGGUCCUUCCUGGAACUCGGCCUAGGCAUCACGGCCGGCAGCCUGGUGACUCUGCGGCCCCUGCUCCGCAAGUUCCUGGACCACGGGGCCUCGUCCACCCCCAAAGCUCCCUACGCCUACACGUACACCACCCGCAGCGGCGGCACCGGCCGCAAGCCCCGUUCCCGGUCCCGCGGCAGCUUCCCGUUCUCGAGCUUCUCGCGCUCCCGCACGGAGAAGGACCAAGAUCUCGAGGUCGAGUUGGUGGAUGCGGCGUGGCGGCCGGAUGUGCACGGGGUGGAGCGGUCGGCGACGGCGAUGGCGAUGGCGACUGUCGUCGGUGGUGGUGGUGGUGGUGGUGGUGGGGUUGGUGAUCUGGGAGCUGGGAGGGGCAGGGAGAGAGGGAAGAGUGAUAGUCAGGAGAGUCUGACGGGGAUGGGGUUCCAGUAUGAGAAUACGGUGGGGGGCGCGGUGGGCGGGGGCCAGUGGGGCACGGAUGUGGUGGGCAGCGAGAGGAUGGUCAGGGUGCAGAAGUCGUUCUAUGUCACGGAGACGGAGCGGAGGGUUUGA
Messenger RNA from Aspergillus aculeatinus CBS 121060, 1281 nucleotides. RefSeq lists its product as uncharacterized. NCBI's taxonomy places the organism in Eukaryota, Fungi, Ascomycota, Eurotiomycetes, Eurotiales, Aspergillaceae. The record is from RefSeq and is a predicted model, not a curated record. Bases 1 to 1281 code for a protein of 426 amino acids. The transcript is spliced from 5 exons.